Messenger RNA from Canis lupus familiaris (dog), 3346 nucleotides. It is a transcript of the gene SUPT20H, whose product is annotated as SPT20 homolog, SAGA complex component. Gene Ontology annotation, cellular component: SAGA complex. Lineage: Eukaryota; Metazoa; Chordata; Mammalia; Carnivora; Canidae. The record is from RefSeq and is a predicted model, not a curated record. Gene Ontology annotation, molecular function: transcription coregulator activity. Bases 401 to 2980 code for a protein of 859 amino acids. The transcript is spliced from 27 exons. Gene Ontology annotation, biological process: regulation of transcription by RNA polymerase II.
CCGGAGCGGCUUUUCGCGGCUUGCCAGAGCCGCAGCGCCGCGGGGGGAGGUGUUCCCAGAGACCGGGGGGGCCGGGCCGGGCCGGGCUGAGCCCUCGCGUCGCCUGGGAGUCGCCUCGGUCACCUCUCCCAGUGUUUUGAAGCUACCCUUUCCGUUGUAAUUUUGACUUGUGGAUUCCAGUGACAGAUCUAAUUUUAAAGUCAUGACAUUUUGCCUGUUACCUGCUUUACCUUCAUCUUUAGAUUCAAUGAUCAGGAAUUUUCACCUUAAUUUAAACUCAUAAUAAAUCCACAAACUGUUGAAAGCACCAUAAAGAUUUAUAUUAAAGACAUGGUUUUCACCCCUCUUCAUCAACGCACAUAAGUUUUCUCUUCUUUCUGGACCCCUAUUUUAUACCACAAUGCAACAAGCUUUAGAACUAGCUUUGGAUCGUGCUGAGUAUGUCAUUGAAAGUGCCCGACAGAGACCUCCUAAAAGGAAAUACCUGUCUAGUGGAAGAAAAUCUGUAUUUCAAAAACUUUAUGACUUAUAUAUUGAAGAAUGUGAAAAAGAGCCCGAGGUUAAGCAGAAAUUAAGAAGAAAUGUGAAUUUAUUAGAGAAGCUUGUUAUGCAAGAGACCUUAUCCUGUUUAGUGGUCAACCUAUACCCAGGAAAUGAGGGAUAUUCUCUGAUGCUCAGGGGGAAAAAUGGAUCAGAUUCUGAGACCAUUCGACUGCCUUAUGAAGAAGGGGAAUUGCUUGAAUACUUGGAUGCAGAAGAAUUACCUCCUAUUUUGGUUGAUCUCCUAGAAAAAUCUCAGGUUAAUAUUUUUCAUUGUGGAUGUGUCAUAGCAGAAAUACGUGACUACAGGCAGUCCAGUAAUAUGAAAUCUCCUGGUUACCAAAGUAGGCAUAUUCUCUUACGACCAACAAUGCAGACUUUAAUCUGUGAUGUACAUUCAAUAACAAGCGAUAACCAUAAAUGGACCCAGGAAGAUAAACUGUUGCUUGAGAGCCAACUGAUCCUCGCUACAGCUGAACCACUGUGUCUUGAUCCUUCUAUAGCAGUAACCUGCACUGCAAACAGACUGCUUUAUAACAAGCAAAAGAUGAAUACACGCCCAAUGAAACGAUGUUUCAAGAGGUAUUCCAGGUCGUCUCUGAAUCGGCAACAGGAUCUGUCUCAUUGUCCACCUCCUCCACAGCUAAAAUUACUUGAUUUCUUACAAAAAAGGAAGGAAAGAAAGGCAGGUCAACAUUAUGAUCUCAAGAUAUCUAAAGCAGGAAAUUGUGUAGAUAUGUGGAAGCGGAGUCCCUGUAAUUUGGCCAUACCUUCUGAAGUGGAUGUGGAGAAAUAUGCUAAAGUGGAAAAGUCCAUCAAAUCUGAUGACUCACAACCCACAGUCUGGCCAGCCCAUGAUGUAAAAGAUGAUUAUGUAUUUGAAUGUGAAGCUGGUAAUCAGUAUCAGAAAACAAAGCUGACCAUUUUGCAGUCACUUGGUGAUCCACUUUACUAUGGUAAAAUACAGCCGUGUAAAGAAGAUGAAGAAAAUGACAGCCAGAUGUCUCCAUCCCACUCCUCCACAGAUGAUCAUUCAAAUUGGUUUGUUAUUGGAUCGAAGACUGAUGCUGAGAGGGUAGUCAAUCAGUACCAGGAAUUGGUCCAGAAUGAAGCCAAAUGUCCAGUCAAAAUGUCACACAGCUCCAGUGGCUCUGCCAGCUUGAGCCAGCUUUCUCCAGGGAAAGAAACAGAACAGCCUGAGACUGUGUCAGUUCAGUCUUCAGUAUUGGGAAAGGGAGUAAAACAUCGACCUCCACCCAUCAAACUUCCCUCAAGCUCAGGAAAUAGUUCUUCAGGUAACUAUUUUACACCACAACAGGCCAGCAGCUUUCUAAAAUCUCCAACUCCUCCUCCUGCUUCCAAGCCACCAAGUCUUUCUCGGAAGUCAUCUAUGGAUCUCAAUCAAGUUAGCAUGCUUUCUCCAGCUGCCCUGUCACCUGCCAGCUCAUCACAAAGAUCUGGAACUCCUAAGCCAUCUACUCCUACACCAACCCCUUCAUCGACCCCACACCCUCCUGAUGCUCAGAGCUCAACUCCUAUUACCCCUUCAGCCACCCUUACUCCCCAAGAUUCAGGCUUCACCCCUCAGCCCACUUUGUUAACUCAGUUUGCUCAGCAGCAAAGGUCUCUGAGCCAGGCAAUGCCUGUAACGACCAUUCCUCUUUCCACCAUGGUAACAUCCAUAACUACAGGAACCACGGCCACCCAGGUCAUGGCAAACUCUGCUGGACUUAACUUCAUCAAUGUAGUGGGCUCUGUUUGUGGAGCUCAGGCUUUGAUGAGUGGUUCAAAUCCUAUGCUGGGCUGUAACACUGGUGCCAUAACUCCUGCAGGAAUAAACCUGAGUGGCCUUCUACCCUCAGGAGGUCUGCUACCAAAUGCAUUGCCCAGUGCAAUGCAGGCAGCUUCUCAAGCAGGUGUUCCUUUUGGAUUAAAAAAUACUUCAAGUCUCAGGCCUUUAAAUCUACUCCAGCUUCCAGGUGGCUCACUCAUUUUUAACACUCUGCAGCAGCAGCAACAGCAGCUCUCUCAAUUUACACCACAGCAGCCUCAGCAACCCACAACUUCUAGUCCUCAACAACCAGGGGAGCAGGGUUCUGAACAAGGUUCAACCAGUCAAGAACAGGCCUUAUCUGCUCAGCACGCUGCUGUUAUUAACCUUGCUGGAGUAGGAAGUUUUAUGCAGUCACAGGCAGCUGUGUUGUCUCAGCUUGGCUCUGGCGAGAACAGACCUGAGCAAAGCCUUCCUCAGCAGAGAUUCCAGCUCUCCUCUGCCUUUCAACAGCAGCAGCAACAGAUACAACAGUUGCGAUUCUUACAGCAUCAAAUGGCUAUGGCAGCAGCAGCAGCACAAACAGCUCAGCUACAUCGGCAUCGGCAUACAGGCAGCCAGUCAAAAAGUAAAAUGAAGAGAGGCACGCCAACCACUCCAAAAUUCUGAGUCUUGCUUAUUUUUUUUUCCUCUUUUUUAAAACCAUAAGAGCAUUGAAUCAAAGGAUUCUUGAGUUUCUACUUCAUUUUUUUUUUAAUGUCAGUAUUUUACAUUGUGAAAUGUACAAACUUUAUACAGAAGCACAACCCUAUGAUUUUUAAUUAAAAACAGGGAAAUGGUCUAACAAACCAUUAGGGUUGGUUUGCCUAAGUCAUUGCUUUUUAAAAAGUGGUCUCACUGUACAUACUACAUAUGGAAGUGACCUAAGAAAAAUACUAGAAACAUCUUUCUGAAGAAUGUAGUUUGAUAUUUAUUUAGUAUAAAAGGUUUGUGCACAGUGUAAGAAAUACAGUUUUUACAAAUCCGUUUUGAAAA